UCGCAACUCUGUGCUCGGCGCUGUUAUUUCAUACACAUUCGUGAGGAUUUAACCGUCUGCGUACCCUCUGAAUUCUCCGGGAUAUAUGGACAUGCAUAUGCUCGUUAAACUGGUUUUCAUAAUGGCAGCUUAUCAGCGUAAUAUUGCCAGAGCAAGCGAUGACUGUGUAACCCCAGAUUCAAUCCCCAACACAGUACCUUUGCAAGACAAACCAUGUAACAUCAGUGGGCGUAUUCACGUUAAAUGUGUAGAGGGCUAUGUAAGGAAAGCAGGGACAUCCAGCCUGUUUCGAUGCAUGGAAAAAGGUGGCAACAAAUCCUGGUGCUCUGUCCUUCCCCUAAAGUGCAUACCUGAUCCCAGAAAUCCACGUGUGUCCUCAACAAAGACCCCAUUCUCUCCUCAACAUUUCACAUCAUCCACCACAGAAAGAGCUGCAAGAAGUAAUACCACAGUUCAUGGCACAAGCACAGCAACCACAGCAACAGGACAUAUAGCUGUGACAACAACAAAUGAAGUUGUCACAAGCAAAACAAGAAGGACUACCACCAGCCUGCCAACUCUGACGUGCACAACAAAAGUGGUGAAGUCUACUACAACAACCAAUGAGAUUACAACUUCAACAUCCAGCAGCUUCACGAGCAGAGAAUAUAUGACAGCAAAAACAUCAUCAAAUAUCCCGUCAGGCUCUUUCACUACAACAACAGAACCCAAAAAGGAGACAUUUAGCAGAAUGUUCAUGCUGCUUUUUUCCAUACAGUUUGUAAUGACCAAUAGCUGGCAAGCUUUUAAUUUACUUAUACAUAUUCAAACUUCAUACAUCAAAACAAGCUUGAAAAAGUCAUUUAAAAAAACAAAAACAUAAUUGAUAAAUGAUGACAGAAUUUCAAUAAUCUUCAUUAAGCUAAAGCUAUGUUUACUGUUGAUACAUGUGUUCUAACACUUCACUAAACUUUUAAACCCCUUUCUGCGUAUGAAAAAAUCAGUGUAAUACCUAAAUCUUUUUUACCAACCAUCACACCAACCAUUUGAACAAACAUUACUCCUUUAAACUCAGUACAGAUUGCACUUCAUUCAGAAAAAUUGCCUGGCACAAUUUGUGCUGUACUAUUACCACUAGGGGAGCCCCACUAAAAGUCAACUAAAAAAUUGUCGACUAGUAGAGGCUUAGUUAAUUAAAAUUUUAUCAGUCGAUUUGUCGCAGAAAAAAAUCCCUGUGUCCAUUAUGGACAGAUUGUUAAGGCUGGUCCUUGGGGUAAUUACAGUAUAUCGGGCAGAUGAUGUCCAAAAGUGCACCUAUCAUUCAUCGGCCUCAAAUAUGGCUACUUAUGGCUACGUAUAGGCUACUUACCUCACAGACAUGAGAAAUGUAUCUACGGAAAGCUUGAAAUGUCUAUUUUGAAAUGAACCAAUUCAUGUCAAAACAAAUACUCUAUGAUUAUGUAAUCCAUAUGAACGUUGUAUUUCUCUCUGAAGAUGUGUCCACUUUACAGCAGAGAGGAUGGCGAGUCAGCAUCCAACUGUGAAAACACUACUUUAUUCAUAAAUUAUUCAAUAUCUCCUUGAUAUUUUUUUCCUAACACAUCGUCUUUUCUUUUGCCGGUGCUUUGCUGCAAGCUUAACAUAUAGCUUUAUAAGCUAUAUAUUAAAGCCCCAUUAUGGUUUGGUUCCCAAUCCCCCAGUAUAUAUUUAAUUCAGUUAAUAUAAACUUUGGAUUAGUUUAUUAUUAUUGCACAUUUAGUUGACUACUAGUCAGCUAGGAAAAUCUUUUGUCAGGUGAAGCCCUAAUCACUAUCAGUUGAAACAAGGUGGGAAAUCAAGGAAAACAAUGUGUUUGAGUGUACUUUCCAGCAAUCGUGGCAAAGAUAUUGGCAUCUCGAACUCCAACUUCGAACUUGAACUUGAAUAUCAUUGUUUCAGUUCAAAUAGACUGGAAUUAUUAUUAUUUUUUUAUGUAUGUUUGUCAAUUUUUCCGUGAUUUACGUAAUUCCUUUGGUGAAUUGGGUACCAUGAAUUCAGCACAGUUAAAACAUACAAAACACACUUUUAGUGACCGCAGUUAAUUUUUUGUAAAUCUGCUGUUCAAUAUGAAUUAAGAGUUCAAAUAAAACCUAUUUAGUGCAUUACAUGCUAUAUUUCUGAAGUUAAAUUCUGAAUGUUAAUUAAAAUGAUGACUGAAUAUGACAUGGGAUUUGAGUUUGGAGUCACUUACUAUCUUACAUUACACCAAAGAGUCUUUGUUAUAUUGAGACGAAACGACAGGAUGCAAACCAUGACAACAGGACGACUUUGAAAAGAUCUUCCUGUUGUGUUCAAAAAUGUGGGUGAUACCUUCACAACUACAUAUGACGAAACCCGCGAUGUGUAUAACUAACCACAUAUGAUGAACAUGAAACUAACAUUGUUUGAGAUCCCAUGCCAUGUUGUGUGCAGAUCUUGGUAUGCAAAGUUAUAGGUUACCCAAAGAAAGUUUUUGUUAAUUCUUUUGAAGAAAUGCAAAAUUAGUUACAAACCCAAUUCCAAAAAAGUUGGGACACUGUACAAAUUGUGAAUAAAAACAGAAUGCAAUGA
Molecule: messenger RNA, 2568 nt
Organism: Carassius auratus (goldfish)
Lineage: Eukaryota; Metazoa; Chordata; Actinopteri; Cypriniformes; Cyprinidae
Product: cell wall integrity and stress response component 3
Exons: 6
Coding region: 86-862 (258 amino acids)
Biological process (GO): interleukin-15-mediated signaling pathway
Molecular function (GO): interleukin-15 receptor activity
Source: RefSeq, a predicted model, not a curated record